CGCUAGCAACACAACGAUUCACACCAUUACAGCAAUGUCUCGUGCUCAGGUAUCCGUGGCCCUGUUGCUUGCGAUGGCCGCCGUCGGCUGCCAGCAGGCGCUGUGCUGGCGCGGCAGCUCCUACGCGCACCAGACGGCGCCUGUGGUGGGGCCCGCGCAUCGCGUCAGCGUCGGCGCUCACUCCUACGACUACGUGGCGCACCCGAAGUACGAGUUCGAGUACGGGGUGUCUGACGAGCACACAGGGGACCACCACUCCCAGAAGGAGCACCGCGACGGAGACGUGGUGACGGGCGAGUACUCGCUCAAGGAGGCGGACGGCAGCGUGCGCACCGUCAAGUACCACGCAGACAAGUCCGGCUUCCACCCCGUCGUGCACCACUCGCACCAUGUUCGUCAGCAGGUGGCUGUGAGUACCAUAGCAGAGUUAGCUGCCCGUUUGGGCGCCGCCUUGGAGAGACCAUUGAGCCUCUUCCCCGGCGUCCUUCGCAACAUGGUGUUCGCGCUGCUGGUGCUGGCGGCUGCCGCUAGAUGGCAGGAGGUGCUGUGCGGUGGGCACGCGCACUCUUACGUCCACCAAUCAGCGCCUGUCGUGGGCCCCGGGCAUCCCGUAGAGGUUGACCAUGGUCACGGCCAUGGACACGGACAUGGACACAGCGUCGACUACGUGGCGUACCCGAAGUACGAGUUCGAGUACGGGGUGUCUGACGGCCACACAGGGGACCACCACUCCCAGAAGGAGCACCGCGACGGAGACGUGGUGACGGGCGAGUACUCGCUCAAGGAGGCGGACGGCAGCGUGCGCACCGUCAAGUACCACGCAGACAAGUCCGGCUUCCACCCCGUCGUGCACCACUCGCAUCACGGCGGCAGCGCUGGAGCUGGAGGCUACGAUGGUGAUUAUGGAUACUGAAUACGACUAACCAGAUCGAUUCUACAACUAGUUAAUGGCUGUGAGGACUGUACAAAGAUGCUCAUCACUUCACUAAUGACACAGAUCUGCAUGUUAAAAUGUUUAAGAUUAGUUGUUUUCUUAUUUUUGAACAAUGAAUGGUUUUGUAUGCUUAAUAAAUUUGUCUGAUAUGUUAAAACAA
Schistocerca gregaria is the source of this 1094-nucleotide messenger RNA. RefSeq names its product cuticle protein 18.6-like. The transcript is spliced from 7 exons. The record is from RefSeq and is a predicted model, not a curated record. Bases 35 to 913 code for a protein of 292 amino acids. Gene Ontology annotation, cellular component: extracellular matrix. NCBI's taxonomy places the organism in Eukaryota, Metazoa, Arthropoda, Insecta, Orthoptera, Acrididae.